Vigna angularis (adzuki bean) is the source of this 1782-nucleotide messenger RNA. Its product is annotated as PLASMODESMATA CALLOSE-BINDING PROTEIN 2. Bases 656 to 1483 code for a protein of 275 amino acids. The record is from RefSeq and is a predicted model, not a curated record. NCBI's taxonomy places the organism in Eukaryota, Viridiplantae, Streptophyta, Magnoliopsida, Fabales, Fabaceae. The transcript is spliced from 4 exons.
CAUAGCUGAGAGAAGGAAGCUUAAGCAUGACAAGAGUAUUCAGAGUUCUUGUUGGAGAAGGCAGCAGAAGCAGCAGCAUAAUAGCUUAGAGUUUCUUAGGAAAGGAAUCGUACUUGGAAAACAUAAUAGAAGAUGAGUUUUGUGUAGAGCAGUGAAGAAAAAAACAAUAGAAGGGAGACAACUUUCUUCAUUACAAACCUGAAAGGCAAAACCACUUGUUCAGGCUUUACUUUUGGGUUCAGUCCCAUGAAACAGUAGAAAAGAGUCGCAUAAAAGACAAAGGACGUUGCAGAGAUGUCACCGUCACAUUAGUUAUAUAAAUAUUGCACCUCUUAAGCAUCUGAUCACCCUUUCACCUUUUUCCUUACCUAUGCACCUUUUCCCCCCUCAGUUUGCACCUUCUCUUGCUUGCUAAUUUCAACUAUCCCAUGUCUCCUUUCUCAAGUUUGCUUAUAUUCUUCCUUCUCUCUUUGAUCCAAGAAAGCUAUGAUUCUUCAACAUUUUCUCAUUUUUAAAAUAUAAAAAGAUGUAAUCAAAUUCCUCUUCACAGGAACAGACAAGGUGCUGGCCUAGUUUAAUAAGUCUUAGCACGUAAACAUUUCCCCAGAACAAGAAGGAAACACCCGCAAUCUAAAGCACAACCCAACCUGCAGUAAUGGGUACUAGAAGCUGCCACUUCGUGUUAUUCUCCUUGUGUCUUUUCUAUGGUUCAGGUUUAGGAACAGCAAAUAUAUUAACGAAUAACAAAAACCAGGAAAUAUUCUCAUCAUCGGAAUUGGGCACUCAAUUGGAUGAUGUUCCUAUCGUCAAUCCCACAAAUCCAGACACAGGAAAUCCGUAUAUGGGAAACCCUACAAAUCCUCAACCACCUGACAUGUCAGGACAAAACCCCACAACCCCAAACACAAAUCCAACCACUCCAAACACAAACCCAACCACACCAACCACAACCCCCACAACACCAACCACGACUACUCCUACAUCAUCAGGUGGCCAAUGGUGUGUCGCUAACCAAGGAGCUUCAGACACUGCUCUACAGGUUGCUCUUGACUAUGCUUGUGGAUAUGGAGGUGCAGACUGCUCAGCAAUACAACCAGGAGCAAGCUGUUAUAACCCCAACACUGUCCGUGAUCAUGCUUCCUAUGCAUUCAACGACUACUACCAGAAGAAUCCAGUACCUACUAGUUGUGUAUUCGGAGGGACGGCAUCGCUUACAAGCAAUGAUCCAAGUAAUGGGAAUUGCAAAUUCGGGUCACCCAAGGCAACAAGCAUUAGUCCACCACCACCAAUAUUUGUCAGUCCACCAAGUCCACCAACUCCAAUGCCUCCUACUCAACCAGGCUUGACAGUUCCUGGUGGUGACGGAACAACUGUCUUUGGUUCAGAACCAACAGGAAGCCCCAACACUGCCACAUCUGCCUUUUAUUCCCUGCCGCUGUUGCUCACAUGUGGCUUGUUGGCUUCCCUUCAAAUAGCAAAUUAAAUCUAGAUGAUGAACAAGUUCCUGUCAUUCUUUACGUGACGUGUUGGAAUUCAAUCAGUCUUCCAGCAGUUUUUGCAAAAUUUCAAGGAGUCAGAGUCCACAAGUCUUGCAAUUAAAAUUACCUCUACCUUUCAUCUAUGUAUGGCUGUUAGUUGAUCAAGCCAAAAGGAUUUAUAGGUAGUAGACAGUUUUUCUACAGUAUUAGCUACUCUUCCAUAGAAAAUCCUUGUAAUUAAUAUCAGCCAGCAUGCCAUUUUAUUUACUAAACAGAAUAAAAUACAUUAAAGAACUUGAAAUCA